Ogataea philodendri is the source of this 1377-nucleotide messenger RNA. RefSeq lists its product as uncharacterized. Lineage: Eukaryota; Fungi; Ascomycota; Pichiomycetes; Pichiales; Pichiaceae. The record is from RefSeq and is a predicted model, not a curated record. Gene Ontology annotation, molecular function: mRNA binding. The coding region runs from base 1 to 1377 and encodes 458 amino acids. The transcript has a single exon. Gene Ontology annotation, cellular component: ribonucleoprotein complex; nuclear outer membrane-endoplasmic reticulum membrane network; endoplasmic reticulum. Gene Ontology annotation, biological process: intracellular mRNA localization.
AUGUCUGACGAAGUUCCAGAAGUCAAAGUUCCAAGAGCCAGACGUUUUAUCAAGCAGCCUGAUGCUAAGGCUAAGAACGCGAAGAUUUCCGAGCUCAACAAGGACCUCGACAAGUUCAACAAGGAGAUCGAAGCUCUGAACAAGCAGAUUGAAAUUACCGUGACGCCACAAGAUGUUCAGGACGAGAGAAAGAAGUUGAACACCGAGCUGAGUGCGGUCAUUAAGCAACAGUCUGAGAUCAAGAACAAGAGAAACUUGUUGGGUGAGCAGAUUAGAGCUAUUGAUAGCCAAUUGAAAAAGAAGAUUAGUGAUUUGCAGGCCCAGACCUCCAAGAACAGCUUCAAGAACGUCGAGGAGAUUGACAAGAAAAUCAACCAACUUGAGGAUUUGAUUGGCUCUGGAUCUUUGAAGCUGGUUGACGAGAGAAGAUACGUCAAGGAGAUUUCUUCUUUGAGAAAGCUCAAGAAAGACUUUGGUUCUACGGAGCAGCUGCAAAAGUCUGUUGACAACGACAAGCUCAAGAUCCAGGACUUGAAGAAGAAACAGGCUGCUAUCUCUAACAAGGAGGUUCAAGCUCAGUUCGAGACUAUCACCAAGCAGUUGGACACUUUGAGCCUGAAGAACAAGGGUGUUCAAGACAAGAGAAAGGUGCUCUUUGACAAGAGAAAGGCCUUGUACACCAAGAAAGACGGUAUUUAUGCGGAGAUCAACAAGGUCAGAUCCGACUUUGAUGCUCAGCACAAGAAGUUUGUCGCUGACUUGGAGGCCGAGCGGAAGAGAAGAGAGGAGGAGGAGAAAAUCUACAACUUGACUUUGAAGAAGAAGAGCCUUGAGACUGAGAUCGAGACCUUGAAGGAGACCUCCAAAAGACCGGCCUACACCCACGAGAUCUCGUUGGUGGAGACUUUGCUGGCCCAUUUCGACCCUAGUUACGUGAGAGCCGAGAAGGAGCCACUGGAGGAGUCGAAGGUUGCAACCAACAGCGGAACGACCCGUAAGAUUGAGAUGCCAGAGAAUGCUGUCAUCAUCAAGAAGGAGCAGGAGAACUUCUUCAGCGGAACCAAUGCCAAGAAGGGCAAGAAGAGCCAGGGUAAGAAGCAAUCGUCCAAAUUUGUGAUCGACCCUGAUGUCAUUGUCCAGCUGUCUGAGCUUUCUGUUGCUCUGCCAACGAAAGCUGAGGAGGUCCCAACGACUAUUGAGAGUCUGAAGGCCAAGCUGGAGGGCUUCAAGUCCAAGCAGGACGACAAGACCAAAGAAAACGUGGCCAAGGCCGAGGAGAAGGCAGCUAAGUUGGAGGCAGAAAUUGCCAAGAUUGAUGCCGAGAUCGAGGAGGAGGCUAGAACCAAGGUGGUCAAGGCUGAGGCUGAAACUAAUUAA